Molecule: messenger RNA, 2720 nt
Organism: Phlebotomus argentipes
Lineage: Eukaryota; Metazoa; Arthropoda; Insecta; Diptera; Psychodidae
Exons: 11
Coding region: 471-1898 (475 amino acids)
Biological process (GO): regulation of DNA-templated transcription
Molecular function (GO): protein binding
Source: RefSeq, a predicted model, not a curated record
UUUCGUGAGGCGCUGUGGAGUUGCAAAACGGGGCGCACUUGAGAGUUUUUCGCGCGUUCUUCCCGAUGGGCAAAUCUGCCAGAUAAGAGACCGCGAGGAUUUGGAUGUGUGCUUGUGUGGUGACGGCGCGGGAAAAAAGAGAAAAUCCCAGUGGCUGAGAAGGAGGAAAAGUUUUGUGUUGAGCUCCACAGAUUAAAAGAGCGUGCCUGGGGAGAUAAAAAAAGGUUUUUCGCUGGCAGUGUGAGAGAACAUCUCUUGGCGUUGCAACUGCAGCCAAAGUGAAACUCUUGAGUUUUGUCGUGCAAAUGUGAGUGAGAGAGACUUGGAGCGAGAAAAGGCAGAAAACAAGUGUAGCUGAAGCGGAUUUAAUUGGGGGGAUUUUGGGUGUCUCGAUAGCCUUUGAAUUGGAUUUGGAUAACAACACUUGUGCGAAAAAUAGUCUCGGUCCUGUAGACACAUUUCCACGUGAGAUGGUGUCAAGGCGCAAAAUCUUGUCCCGUUCAAGGGACGAUCUCAACCUCGAUCACGCAUAUCAGCAGCAGGAGGACGAGGAGGAUGUGUGGUAUCAGAAGGAGAAACUCUACAAGGAACACAUACAAGAAGUUCUGGACAAGUGGACACAGAUAGAUGAUGAAAUUUGGGCCAAAGUGAUAGUUUUCGAGAGGAAUCGUCGUGUCGCGAAAGCAUACGCGAGAGCACCAGUUCUUACAAUAAAUGGUUCAGACGAUGGAUUCGAUGGCAUGAGAAUUGGAUUGUGCGGCUUCGACAAUCCGAUGCGAGAUCAGAAGACAGACGAAGUGAAGCGUCAUGUAGGGCAGGGUGUUAAAAUUAAAAUGGACGAUGCAGGAAAUAUUCUCAUUCGUCGGUAUUCAAAGGCAAAUGUCUACAUCAAGAGUACAUCGAAUGCCCCAAAUGAUGAGACGGCGAUCGGUGCUGACAUCCUCAAACUGCCAAAUCAAGCGCUGGAGAGUGAAAAGAUCGUCAAGUUGUUCGACAUGAAGAAGUUUCAGUCAAAUGUGAAUCGUGAGCUGCGUCGCGCCUAUCCGGACCGUCGACGGCUGGAGACGCAGUGCCUCUCGGCGGUGGCUUUUGUGAAGUCGGAGAACGACAUCCUGGACUGUCCGAUCUGGGUGUUAAUAGUCAAUGUGGUCGCCAUGGAUAUGCUAAAGAGUAAACUGCCACCAGUGCAACGUCCUGUAGAUAUAAAGAAUCGCCCGCGAAUCCCCAUCCCAGACGAGGAUCCCUACAGUGUGGCCGGCAAUGGCGGAUCCGGCGGCAGCUCCAGCAGUUCGGGCUUCGGCGCCAGCGGCGGCGGCGGACAUGUGGCGGCCACGAGGGAACAGUUGCUCCUGCAGACGCAGCAAUUGGCGUCGCGACGCAGCGAAAAGCCACCCAAACUGCCGCCGCGCGACAACAUGUAUCCACAUGAUAUACCUAAGCCUGAUUACGACGAUAUCGAAGACGAUACCAGAGUAAAAUCAUUCGCCAGGGGGAAGUCGGACAAGGGCAAGGACAACAAGAAAUAUGACGAUCCGUACUAUUGCGGCCUGCGUGCGCGGGUGCCGAACUUCGUGAAGACCACGAAGGCGCCGCCGGCGAAGCACCACAACGGACACAGUGUGCACGAGAAGGAGACGCCGAAGCGCAUGUCGCUGGCGCACCUGCAGCAUCCGGCCUCUCUGCAGUCCCUGCACCAGCUCCACCAGAUGCACCCUCAUCAGCACCUCAUGGCCGCCCACCAGCAGCAGAUGAUGUGGCACGCGCGCAGCUUCGAGAGUGGCAUAGAUUCAGAACUGGUUGAAUCGCCGUACAAUCAUAUUUACGGGCGGAUUCCGCUGCCCACGCGCGGCUACAUUCCUCCGCCGCCCAGGACAAUGUACAUCGGCGAGUGGGAUUAAGCCUGAUCCUCGGGACACGAACCGAUUUAUCAUUUCUCAAUCACCCCUCACUUCUCUCCACAUUUCUCUCUCUCUGUACUUGAUGUAAUGUUUUUUUUUACUCAUUGUCUGGAGAAGUUACAUCCUUUCGUCCUUGUUGUGUGCAAUUCAAUAGAUUUCAAAUCCAGGCAAAGCGCAUUGAUUGAUUGAAUUGGUGCAACUCCGGACGAAAGUGUAUAUCUCGAAUUUAAGUCACAAGAAACAAGAAUUCUAUUAUAUUUUGAUUGCGAGAAAAAAAACCUUCUUUUUGUGUGUAAUGUGCUUAAGAUGAAUAAGUUUUGUUAAAAAGUAGAUCAAAGUGUUUUUUUUUUAGUUAAAAAGGAGAAGAAAUUUUUUUAACAUGGCGCAAAAAGCUAUUACAUUUAUAAAAGAAAAAUUAAUUUUUAAGUAAUGUAUGUUAACUAGAAAGUUCAUAUCUUUAUAUUUUAUUAUUAUUUUCUAUGAUUAUUACUUUGUUUUUGGCGAUAAAAAAAAUUUCGUAUAAGUGUUUUCGGAUACAAAAUAACCCCAAUUUAUUCGCAAGACAAUUCGAACUUGUUGCGGAUUGGCUGAGAGGAAUUUCGGAGAUGAAAUCUCGAAACUUCUCAGCCAAUCACGCGAUUAGCGUUGAAGAGGAAUUGAAUUAGUUUUCGACAACUAUUAAUCCAAGAGACAUCCGAGAAGGAAUUUCGAUAUCUUAUUGUAAAUAUUCAUAUAUUUUUUUCUUUAACAUCAUUUAUAAUUAUAGCACAAUUAUGUUUUUUUCUUUUUAUAUAUGAUUUCGAAAAUAUUUUAGCGGAUAGU